Messenger RNA from Colletotrichum orchidophilum, 1107 nucleotides. Its product is annotated as cytidylyltransferase. Gene Ontology annotation, molecular function: ATP hydrolysis activity; nicotinamide-nucleotide adenylyltransferase activity. The transcript has a single exon. Gene Ontology annotation, cellular component: cytoplasm; nucleus. The record is from RefSeq and is a predicted model, not a curated record. Lineage: Eukaryota; Fungi; Ascomycota; Sordariomycetes; Glomerellales; Glomerellaceae. The coding region runs from base 1 to 1107 and encodes 368 amino acids.
AUGUCGACCGAUGCUGCGCCACAACCAGACCCGGCCAUGUCAAGCCGCAGCGCCCUCGUCGACUUCUUCUCCCGGAGCCUGACGGCAUUUCAAUCAUCAAAAGAUGCGUUCCGCGUCGUCGGCACUCUGCCUCGUAAGUCGACCGCGACGACGCUGACCGGCAACGACGGCGGCGAUACUGCCUUGGUGCCGCGGAGGCCGGAUGGGAAGAGGCCGGUGAAGAGCCUCGUGGUGUUGGAUUCUUCGUUUAACCCGCCCACGCUGGCGCAUCUCCGGAUGGCGGUAUCUGCGAUUCGGGGCUUGCAGGGGAGGAGGGGGAAGGAGAGCGCGGCUGGAGCUUCGGAAGCGGGAGCGGCUAGGGGUCCGGGAGGACCGGUGAGGUUGUUGCUCCUCCUGGCUGUUAAUAAUGCGGACAAGAAGCCCAAGCCGGCGGCGUUCUCCGUGAGGCUGGGGUUGAUGUACGCCUUUGCCGCGGACUUGCGGGAUGAACUACGACGGACGGACGCGGCGACAUCGUUGCGGGAAGACUCGGUGGGAAUACCGCAGGAGGUGGCGGAGAAGGUGGAGAUUGAUGUCGACUUUGGGUUGACGGCGAUGCCGUACUUUCACGACAAGAGCCAGGCCAUCUCGGACGCGAAGUUCUACGCGCAAGAGGACGGCGAAGAGGGAGAGCCGGAGCAGGUGUACCUGGCGGGGUACGAUACGCUCAUCCGGAUAUUCAAUCCAAAGUACUACAAUGCUCCUUCUGCCUCGACGGGCAGCGAUGAGGGCCCAGAGGUCGUGGCACCGAUUCGCAGGGCACUAGAUCCGUUCCUGGGCAGGUCCAAGUUACGGAUCACGAUGAGGACGGAUGACGAAUGGGGCGACGAGGGGGAGCAGGUUGCGUAUCUCCGAGGCUUGAGGGAUGGAGGGUUGGAAGAGGUCGGCGGGCGAGGGAAUUGGGCGGAGAGGGUUGAGAUGGUCAGGGGGAGGGAGGACGGGGAGGAGGUCGUCAGCAGUACAAAGGUCCGGGAGGCUGCUUCCAAGGGGGACGCUGAGACUUUGGGACGGUUGCUUAGUAGUAGGGUGAAGCAGUGGGUGCUUGAGGAGGGGUUGUAUCGUGAGUGA